Sarcophilus harrisii (Tasmanian devil) is the source of this 504-nucleotide messenger RNA. RefSeq names its product ribosomal protein S26 (gene RPS26). The transcript has 4 exons. Gene Ontology annotation, molecular function: mRNA binding; structural constituent of ribosome. NCBI's taxonomy places the organism in Eukaryota, Metazoa, Chordata, Mammalia, Dasyuromorphia, Dasyuridae. Gene Ontology annotation, biological process: translation. The coding region runs from base 91 to 438 and encodes 115 amino acids. Gene Ontology annotation, cellular component: ribosome; cytosolic small ribosomal subunit. The record is from RefSeq and is a predicted model, not a curated record.
GUCUGCGCGCAUGUGUUAGCGCAUAGAUCUCUGGGUAUAUAAGAAGCACGGACGCGAAGCCGGAUCCUUUUUCGGCUCCCGGCUUACGAGAUGACCAAGAAGAGGAGAAACAACGGACGCGCCAAGAAGGGCCGCGGCCACGUGCAGCCCAUCCGCUGCACCAACUGUGCCCGCUGCGUCCCCAAGGAUAAGGCCAUCAAGAAAUUCGUGAUCCGCAACAUCGUGGAAGCGGCGGCAGUCAGGGAUAUCUCGGAGGCCAGCGUCUUCGACUCCUAUGUGCUGCCCAAACUGUACGUGAAACUGCAUUACUGUGUGAGCUGCGCGAUCCACAGCAAGGUAGUGAGGAAUCGGUCCCGGGAGGCACGAAAGGAUCGGACACCCCCACCCCGCUUCAGACCCGCUGGUGCUGCCCCCAGACCCCCUCCAAAGCCCAUGUAAAGAACUAUCUGCCCAUCAACAUUCCUGAACCAAUCAGAGGAAAAUAAAAUGGCUGGUCUACCCUAA